AUUUAGUCCAGCGCGCGAAUAUACAAGACGGCCCCUCGACGCUCCCUCCCCUGUGUCCUCGCACCUUUUUUCAGUUUUCUUGUAUUGUAUAGACUCUCCACUCUUCCGUUGGGGCGUCUCUACAUUCACACGUUUGAUACCCGGGUUUCUUCACCCUCUCGCGCUGUUGGGCACCACUCACGCUUCAGCCGCCGCGAACAAGGCGAUACCUAUCGAUAAGGAGCCCCUCCAAAAAAGAAAUCCCUCGUCGCGGAUUUCACAGCCAGCACAGCACCCAGGCACAGCAGGCUUCUCUCGCAGAUGCCGCACUCUGAGUCGCCGCCCAUGGCUCCUGCUAUCGUCGUCGACAAGGCCAGCGCCGCCCCCGCGCCCUCGCAGGAGGAUGUCAGCGCCUUUAUCAGCAGCAUCGUCACGGCCAAGACGUCGCACGCCUCCGUCGACGCCGCCUACGCCCUCACCACCCUCCUCCAGAACUCGGUCGGCUUCCGUGGCCUGACUGGCUAUGGCAUACUCGAGGAGAUCAAGAAGUCAGCCGCCAACAAGAAGGACGCCGUGAGGAGAGAGGGUGCCAUGAACGCCCUUGGUGCCUUCUUCGAGCGUCUCCCACGCACACAACGCCUGACCGAGGUUAUCUUCCUCGUCCAGGACGCGGCGCUAGUCCCGCUCGCCCUCGACUUGCUGGCAGACAAGACUGCCUCCGUCAAGGAGUCGGCCAAGUACGCCCUUGACUCGCUUUUCGAGAACCUCAGUGCCGAGGCCAAGAUCUGGGGUCUCUUGCCUGUGCUGACACAGUACCUGGGCAAGAAGUCCGGAAAGUGGCAAGGUGCUGCUUUCGCCUAUGAGCUCAUCGGCCGCAUGGCCGACAAGGCCAAGAUGGGCAUGGAGAGCCUCGAGGUGGAGAAGGAGAAGGAUGUUCUCCGUGACGCCAUGGGCAAGAAGCUCGAGGGUCUCAUCCCCAUUGUCGAAGCCGGCAUGCACGACCUCAAGUCCGAGGUCGCCAAACAGUCCGUCAAGACGAUGAACAGCCUCACCACCCUCAUCCAGAACGACGAUAUCGCGCCCCGGAUACCCUUCCUUGUCAAGGCUAUCGAGGACCCCUCCACACAGAGUCUGCAGAAGGCUAUCCACGCUCUCUCCCAGACUACCUUCGUCGCUAUCGUCACAUCUCCCGUUCUUGCUAUGGUCACACCCCUGCUUGAGCGCUCCCUGAACACCCCCACCACAUCUCAGGAGGUCACUCGCCAGACCGUUGUCGUAGUUGAGAACUUGACCAAGCUCGUCCACGACCCCAUUGAGGCUCGCGCCUUUUUGCCCAAGCUCCGCCCAGGUGUCAAGGCCGUUAAGGACCGCGCUUCCCUGCCCGAAGUCCGUGAGAUCGGUCAGCGCGCGCUGGACGUUAUUGAGAAGGCCAUGGCCGACCCAGACCACAACAUCGACAGCGGCGCCAUCGCCAGGGUACAGCCAUCAGAAGUCCAAAGCGUCAUUGAGAAGCAGCUCAGCGCUACUGCCAAGGUGCUCGACUUCCCUGGAGACGCCGAGGUUUUGGCUGUCACUAAGCGCUACAUCUCUGAAAUGAUUGCGGAAGUUGUCCACCAGCGGGAGCUUCAGCGCAUCCCAAAGCUCGUUGGACCCUACUUGGAGCCUCUGGUCAACGCUGGAGACGCCGACAAGGUCGCAGAGGCCGUGCACCAGUUCUACGUGGACGAAGACCACCGCAAGUUUGGCCAGCCCGUCAAGGAGGACGAUGGCGAGGUCGAGAUUGUCAACGCCGUAUUCUCCCUCGGUUACGGUGGUAUGUUGCUCCUCUCGCACACCAAUCUUCGCCUGCUCAAGGGUCACCGCUAUGGUCUCUGUGGCCGUAACGGUGCUGGAAAGUCUACACUCAUGCGCAGCAUUGCGAGCGGCAAGCUCGAAGGUUUCCCUCCUCAAGACGAAGUCAAGACCUGCUUUGUCGAGCACAACCAAGGAGAGGAUGCCGAUCUCUCCAUUCUCGAGUACAUCGUCCGCGACCCGCGCUUCGCGGACGAGAGCAGGGAACGUAUCGAAGAAGUUCUCGAGGAGGUCGGUUUCACCGCUGGCCCCGAAGGCAGGCAGUCCCACAAGGUCGGCUCUCUAUCUGGUGGAUGGAAGAUGAAGCUCGCUUUGGCGCGUGCUAUGCUUAUGCGCGCCGACGUGCUUCUUCUCGACGAACCCACCAACCACUUGGAUGUUGCCAACGUUGCCUGGCUCGGAAAGUACCUCAAGUCUCACACCGAGAUUACUAGCUUGAUCGUCUCUCACGACUCCGGUUUCCUUGACGAGGUCUGCACAGACAUCUACCACUACGAGCAAAAGAAGCUGGUUUGCUACAAGGGUAACCUUGCCGAUUUCGUUCGACAGAAGCCUGAAGCCAAGAGCUACUACACUCUCUCGGCUACCCAGGUGCAGUUCAAGUUCCCUCCUCCCGGUAUUCUUACUGGUGUCAAGUCGAACACUCGCUCUAUCCUGCGUAUGACCAACUGCUCCUACACGUACCCUGGCGCUUCCAAGCCAUCGCUUGUUGAUGCUUCUUGCAAUUUGUCUCUUUCGUCUCGAGUUGCCAUUAUUGGCGCCAACGGUGCUGGUAAAUCUACUCUCAUUAAGAUGCUUACUGGCGAGACUAUUCCUCAAGAGGGUACCGUCGAGAAGCACCCCAACUUGCGUAUCGGUUACAUCAAGCAGCACGCUCUCGAGCACGUCGAGAUGCACAUGGAGAAGACGCCCAACCAAUAUCUCCAAUGGCGAUACGCCAACGGUGAUGACCGUGAGGUGCUCAUGAAGCAGACACGUGUGCUCACUGAGGAAGACAAGAAGCAGAUGGAAACUCCCAUCGAUCUGGGCGACGGCAAGGGCCCCCGCAAGAUUGAGGCGCUCAUUGGUCGUUCCAAGUACAAGAAGACCUUCCAGUACGAAGUCAAAUGGCUGCACAUGCUGCCCAAGUUCAACACGCACAUCUCGCGUGAGACUCUCAUUGAGAAGGGUUUCAGCAAGCUUGUGCAGGAGUUCGACGAUCACGAGUCCUCCCGUGAGGGUCUCGGUUACCGUGUCCUCGAGCCCAAGGUCAUCUCCAAGCACUUUGAAGAUCUCGGCAUGGACCCCGAGAUUGCGAACCACAACGAGAUCUCUGGUCUUUCCGGAGGACAGAAGGUCAAGGUUGUGCUUGCCGGUGCCAUGUGGAACAACCCGCAUCUCCUCGUUCUCGACGAACCCACCAACUUCUUGGACCGCGACUCGCUCGGUGGUCUCGCUGUUGCCAUUCGUGACUACAAGGGUGGUGUCAUCAUGAUUUCGCAUAACGAAGAAUUCGUUGGUGCUCUCUGCCCCGAGCAGUGGCACGUCGCCGACGGUCGCGUAACUCACAAGGGUCACCUUGCCGUCAACAUGGACCGUUUCGAAGACUCGCGCCCUGGAUCCAGCAACGUUAGCAGUAACGUCAGCUCCGCUGCGCCGUCAACAACUGGUACCCCAGUCAUGAGUGACGCCGAGGGUAACAAAGAUGACAUGAAGUUCAGGUCAAGGAAGAAGAAGAAGAUGACCAAGAAGGAACUCAAGGACAGGGAGGUCAGGCGUAGAUUGAGGUACAUCGACUGGUUGAACAGUCCCAAGGGUACACCUCAACCACCCAACACUGAUGACGAGGCCGAGUGAGUGUCUUUACGGCUGUUUCGGAUUACGAUCGCGUUAUGAUAUCUUAGACCAUGCAGAUUUGCAUUGCUCGGCGUUUUAUAGAGGCUUGGAUGACUGAUUGCGUUUGCAUCAAGCGAUAGAUUAUGACUUCUUCGCCUAGCUGCAUCCUUAUGAUGAAUCAAAAAGCAUUUCUUCUUCUUCAAAAAACUACAGUGCUCC
This is a messenger RNA of Alternaria alternata, 3864 nucleotides long. RefSeq lists its product as hypothetical. NCBI's taxonomy places the organism in Eukaryota, Fungi, Ascomycota, Dothideomycetes, Pleosporales, Pleosporaceae. The coding region runs from base 325 to 3666 and encodes 1113 amino acids. Gene Ontology annotation, molecular function: ATP hydrolysis activity; ATP binding. The transcript has 3 exons. The record is from RefSeq and is a predicted model, not a curated record.